UGCACUGAAUUAGGAUUUUUAGGGCAUCAAAACCCCAUUGUCCAGUUCCUCGCUACACUGUUUGGUAACUUGAGAGGAGGGAGAGAGAGAGAGAGGUAGAAGUUAUGGCGGAUGCUAAUGCGGGCACGGGGGCCGAGGUUCCUCCAAACAUGACCAUAUAUAUCAACAACCUCAACGAGAAAAUCAAAAUUGACGAGUUGAAGAAAUCGCUGCACGCAGUGUUCUCCCAGUUCGGGAAGAUACUGGAGGUGUUGGCAUUUAAGAGACUGAAGCAUAAAGGGCAGGCUUGGGUUGUUUUUGAGGACGUUAGUGCUGCAACCAAUGCGAUUAGGCAAAUGCAGGGCUUCCCCUUCUAUGACAAGCCUAUGAAAUUACAGUUUGCAAAAACUAAGUCAGACAUCAUAGCAAAGGCUGAUGGCACUUUUGUCCCUCGAGAAAAACGAAAGAAGCAUGAAGAUAGGGGUAAAAAGAAAAAGGAGCAGCAUGAUAAUCAAGCAGGAGUGGGUGUAAACCCAGCUUAUGCUGGUGCCUAUGGUGGAAUGCCUCCUCUAUCACAGAUUCCUUACCCCGGCGGUGCAAAAUCCAUGGUCCCUGAGGCUCCAGCUCCACCAAAUAACAUACUGUUUAUCCAGAAUCUUCCUCACGAGACAACUCCAUUGAUGCUGCAAAUGCUGUUCUGCCAGUAUCCUGGCUUCAAGGAGGUUAGAAUGGUGGAAGCGAAACCGGGAAUUGCUUUUGUAGAGUAUGAAAAUGAGAUGCAAUCAACUGUAGCAAUGCAGGCACUCCAAGGUUUUAAAAUUAACCAGCAGUGCCCUCCAAUGUUAAUAACCUAUGCCAAGAAAUAGAUAGACAUUUUUGGUUUUGCGAUUCAAGCAAGAAGGUGGCUGUAGUUGAGGAUUGUCAGUUAAAGCCGUGCACCGCUUUGUUGCUUCUUGGUGUAUCUAUCUGUUCUGUAGGAGGUUUGAACUGCUAAUGCAUCCUCGUAGCUAGGAUGCUUUUCUUGGCUGUGUGACUUUCCGAUCAUUUGGUUUAUAGUACAAUUUGUAGUGCUGUGAAUCUUUUAAGAUUUGAUAGAUUUCUUAUAUUAUUGUGUAAGGAGAAUUAAUUUUCCAAAUUUGGCCUUGUGUAAACUCAAACCAAAUGGACUGCA
Molecule: messenger RNA, 1150 nt
Organism: Tripterygium wilfordii
Lineage: Eukaryota; Viridiplantae; Streptophyta; Magnoliopsida; Celastrales; Celastraceae
Product: U1 small nuclear ribonucleoprotein A
Exons: 5
Coding region: 105-845 (246 amino acids)
Biological process (GO): mRNA splicing, via spliceosome
Cellular component (GO): U1 snRNP
Molecular function (GO): U1 snRNA binding
Source: RefSeq, a predicted model, not a curated record